AUGGCCACCGUCGCCGAUCAACCACCCCCGGCCUACCCCGGCACCGAGGAGAAAUCCUCCGCGCCCGCCGCCGGCCCGCGCAAGACGCCCCUCGCCGCCCCCGUCUCGGCCUCCUCCACCCCGGCCAUCACGCCCCUGACCCCCGACCAGCAGUCCAAGUACGACGCCCUCCUCGCCCAGGCCCGCGCCUGGUCCGAGGUCAAGUGCCCGACCGCCGCCCACGCCGACAAGUCCGGCCCGCUCACCGACUCGGAGCGCCAGUGGCUCACGCGCGAGUGCCUCCUCCGCUACCUGCGCGCGACCAAGUGGGUGACCAAGGACGCCGAGAAGCGCCUGCUCGAGACGCUCGCCUGGCGCCGCGAGUACGGCGUCGAGGCGCUGACCCCGGAGCACAUCUCGCCCGAGAACGAGACGGGCAAGCAGAUCAUCCUCGGCUUCGACAAAGAGCGCCGGCCCUGCCACUACCUCAACCCGGGCCGCCAGAACACGGACCCCUCGCCGCGCCAGGUCCAGCACCUCGUCUUCAUGCUCGAGCGCGUCAUCGAGGUCAUGCCCGCCGGCCAGGAGAAGCUCGCCCUGCUCAUCAACUUCAAGACCUCCAAGAGCCGCGGCAACACCGCCCCCGGCAUCGGCCUCGCGCGGGAGGUGCUGCACAUCCUGCAGACGCACUACCCCGAGCGUCUCGGCAAGGCCCUCAUUAUCAACGUCCCAUGGGUCGUCAACGGCUUCUUCCGCCUCAUCACCCCCUUCAUUGACCCCAUGACGCGCGACAAGCUCAAGUUCAACGAGGACAUGAAGCAGUACGUCCCCGAGGAGCAGCUGUGGACCGAGUUCAGCGACGGCAAGCUCGAGUUCGAGUAUGACCACGACGUCUACUGGCCCGCCCUCAACGCCAUGUGCAAGGAGAAGCGCGACGCCAGGACGGCGCGUUGGGUGUCUGGCGGCAAGCUGAUUGGCGAGUCGGAGGACUACCUUGGAGGUGCUGCCGAGAAGGGCCGCGAGCGCACUCUCGAAGCCACCCAGAUUCGGACAGCUCGCAUCAAACAACGAAUCCCACAACACCACACGCCCAAUGCUACCUUCAUAACAGCAACCGUCCACGAAACAAUAACGAAGAAAAACACAAUGGCGAACAUCCAAACAACAAAGAGCGUCCCCGGCAAGGAGACGCCGGGCCUGCGAUACCCCUCCAACGGCAAGACAAUCUACCACCGCCCCCUCAACCGCACAAAGACCGCCGAGCUCAGCCAGGCCAGCUUCGCCUACCUCUUCAGCGAGAUGGUCUCGUACGCCCAGCGCAACGUCAAGGACAUUUCCGAGCUCGAGCAACGCCUCAACGUCCAAGGCCACUCAAUAGGCCUCAAGCUCCUCGACCUCCUCCUCUUCCGCGAAGCCCCGCGCACGCAGCUGCGGCCCCUCACAAUCAUCAACCUGCUGCACUUCAUCAAGCAGUCCGCCUGGCAGCACCUCUUCGGCCGCCAGGCCGACCGCCUCGAGAAGAGCGCCGACCCCGCCAAGCCCGACGAGUACAUGAUCAUCGACAACGAGCCCCUCGUCAACGCCUACGUCAGCGUCCCCCGCGAGCUGUCCCAGCUCAACUGCGCCGCCUUCAUGGCCGGCAUCGUCGAAGGCCUCUGCGACGGCGCCGGCUUCCCCGCGCGCGUGAGCGCGCACAACCUCAAGGACGACAAGGAGAUGUGGCUCGGCAUGACCGUGUUCCUGGUCAAGUUCCGCCCCGAGGUGUUGGAGAGGGAGGGGUAUUUGGGCAAGAGCUAG
Messenger RNA from Colletotrichum gloeosporioides, 1776 nucleotides. RefSeq names its product CRAL-TRIO domain-containing protein C23B6.04c. Gene Ontology annotation, molecular function: phosphatidylinositol transfer activity. Bases 1 to 1776 code for a protein of 591 amino acids. The record is from RefSeq and is a predicted model, not a curated record. Gene Ontology annotation, cellular component: TRAPP complex. The transcript is spliced from 4 exons. Gene Ontology annotation, biological process: Golgi vesicle transport. NCBI's taxonomy places the organism in Eukaryota, Fungi, Ascomycota, Sordariomycetes, Glomerellales, Glomerellaceae.